Messenger RNA from Eriocheir sinensis (Chinese mitten crab), 2737 nucleotides. RefSeq names its product helix-loop-helix protein ngn-1-like. The record is from RefSeq and is a predicted model, not a curated record. NCBI's taxonomy places the organism in Eukaryota, Metazoa, Arthropoda, Malacostraca, Decapoda, Varunidae. Bases 364 to 1113 code for a protein of 249 amino acids. Gene Ontology annotation, molecular function: protein dimerization activity. The transcript has a single exon.
UGGGAAGGGAGAGGCAGCAGGAGGGGGGGGCGAAGUGAGUGACUACAACACCCCGGCACGGUACAAGGCGGGGACUCAGUGGUUGGCCGCCCGUCUUACUGCUAUACCGCGCGGCGCCGCCCUCCACAGUCUGACCUGCCUCCCGCCACGCUCCAUAACACCAGGUUCUUUGGGCACCGCACCGCCGCCACAGGGAGUCGACGAGCGUUACUUGUUGCCGUCUCGCACUGACAGCUGUGUGAGGCUGGCCGACACUGGAAUGGACGAUCAAGUCAGUGACACACGUAUCGUUUGAGGUGAAUCAUUAGACAUAAUGUGCUGUGCUUUCCGCUUGCGCUCUGGACUACGGUAAUAAUAGACACAAUGGCGAAGAAAGACGAGAAAGAGGAGGUAGGUGACUGUGUCGUUACGUCAGUGGAUAACAACAACAAUAACGAGUGUUCCGAUGAUGCCUCAGCUGUCCCCAGCGUGAAGUAUCAGCUGAGGCCUCGCUCCCUCAAAGCUCGUCACCGAUGUGACCACGACUGGAGUUUGCCGGAGCCGACGGGGCCCAAGACUCGGCCGCCGCCGCUGUCUCGCUACCGCAGGAAGACGGCCAACGCCCGAGAGCGGUGCCGCAUGCGUCAGAUCAACACUGCCUUUGAGAGCCUUCGGGGCGUGCUGCCUUCGUGGGUGUGUCGCCGCCGCGCCGCCGCUGACAUGACCAAAAUCACUACGCUUCGUCUUGCCUCCGCCUAUAUCAGGUCUCUACAGGACAUGUUGGACGGCAACGCGCCGCAGGACACAUGCGCCUGGGUGUUAUCAGGAAUCCUAAACGAGGACAAGAAUAUCAAGGAGCCUCAGGCAACCCUGUGUCACCCCAGCAGCGUGCCUAGCAAAAUCCAGCAGCAGGAACAUCAGCAGCCGCAGCAGCAGCCACCCGUCUACACACAGGACCCAGACCUGGUAACCCUACUAUGCGGCGCCGCAGACUCGGGCCUCUUCCAGGACAACCUUGAAGCCCUCCCGUACCUCACACCGCCCAGUGACACAGAUACGGUGACGCUGCUACUGCUGGGUGCUGACCCGCCGCAGUGCUGGGGGGAGGCGCAGCACACGCCCCCCGUGUCGUGAUGCUGGGGUGGCGUGGGGGCCAGUGAGCAGAACCAUACCCGUAUCAGGCUCACCUCCCGCCGGUGACACCCACGCGAACCGUCUGUCUGUGGUGACCGCCGCUGGUCUGUGAACGUUGCCAUGACACAAUGAAAUACUUAGAAGACGUCAGACUAUAACAGAAACAUUUAAUUGCUACUGGUAAUGGGGGUAUAUAUAUAUAUAUAUAUAUAUAUAUAUAUAUAUAUAUAUAUAUAUAUAUAUAUAUAUAUAUAUAUAUAUAUAUAUAUAUAUAUAUAUAUAUAUAUAUAUAUAGUUUUGCAGUGAUUUAGAUGUCAUUAUCGUAACAACUCAAUACCCAACUUACGUGAGUUUACUCAGAGAUAAAAGUGAGUCAUUAUCGUUAUAAGCUGUUGUUGCACACCAGUAAAUGUGGUGGAAAGACAGGGACGCUGUGUUAUGAGUAUUAUAACAUGUUAUAUGUUCACUUAUCACGUGCCAACUAUAAUUACAUCCUUGGUCAUCCAAUUUUUUCCUAAUUAUCAGGAUGAUAUGUAAAUGAUGUGUUUAUUCCUAAUUCAAACCGUCGAUGACGUUUAUAGUAAAAUAUAAGGUUGAAUGGACUUCUAUGUAAAGAUUCAGGUAUCAACUUUUCUGUCUUUACAUAUGUUGAGCACACAUACUGUUACAAACACGAGGACUUAAAAACACACCACUAAAUGAACGGGGCUGGUGACUGCCUACAGUAAGAGCCACGUAUCCAUCACUUUAGUCACCACGAGACAAGACGGAUGUGUAAGGAGGAAAGUGUGCCAGAUUACUCCACUGCUUCUGAGCCGUGCCGUGUUACACUUCCUUUCCACUAUGUAUACAUAAGUUUAAUUAUCUAGUCAAGAAGCUGUGCUUACAGGGGUGGCCGUGAUAUGUUUGCUCUUGGGUAGGGAGGGAAUAGUAAAUGAGUACACUCAUGCAUGCUGUUUACGAAUAGUAGAGUGCGGAGACUUGAACACAUUUAGGAUGAUGUAAUGUUAAGUGAACUAAGCCAAAUCACUCAAUAUUCUUACUACCGUUGUCAUUUAAAGGGGGAAAUAGUAGAAUACACUUAAUGCCAUCAUCCAUUAAGAACACUUGUUAAUGAGGUAUUGCAUCAGUAUUAACUGCUAUCGUGUAUCAUACCAUCAAGAGCUUAAGAGUGUGUAUAAAAUGAUAGCAUCGGGUUUGUAUAAGUGUGUUUGGUGUCAUCUGAGGACUGAUAAGAGUAUUCAGCAAUGAUGAAAAAUUAUUAUCGAUUGUAUUCAUAAACUCCUGAAACUUUAGGUAUGUGUUCAGAAAGGAACUGAGGACCAUAAAGCGUACUGAGCAAAGUGUAAACAUCUAUCGCAGCUGUGAAGGGUAUACAUGUGUGCUUGUGUGUCUGCGUGCGUGAAUGUGUGUGUAUGUCGUAUGUCUGUGGACGUGUGUGUGUGUGUGUGUGUGUGUGUGUGUGUGUGUGUGUGUGUGUGUGUGUGUGUGUGUCCAGGUAGUUAUAUUUAGGUUAAAAGGGAGAUUAUAUUAUUACUAUUGUGUUAUUAUUAUUAUUAAAAUAAAGAUUAUUUAUGUUGUUACUGAUGAAAAACUCUGUAAAAAAUAUAUAUGGUUUUCUUUU